GUUCAUCUUGCCGGUGGUUUUUCUUGGUUGUUUUUACAUAUGUGAGUAUAAUGGGUUUGUAGAGAGAGGGAAAGGAUGUGGAGAAGGAAGAAGGAAGAAGUAGGUAUUGUUUAUUGUCCUCGAAAGAUUUAUUUACUUGUUCAAAUGCUCGGCAUAUUUGCUCAAGUGUUACGAGGGUAUUUCGAGGCGAGACGAACACUGUCAGUCGAAAGCUCUGCUGUUCAGAUGUAUCAAGGUUCCUUUUACGGGCCAUCCAUCUGUCUGGGUUCCUUUGCUGUCUUUCGACUUUCAUAUCUCUUGGUUUGGGGUGAAGGUGAAGGACAGUCUGUGUAUCGACCCCCUAACAAUCACCCUCGUCUCGAAGUUAGGUACUCUUCCUUCCAAGGAGCUUGGGCAACUAUGCCAACUUAGCAAGUACCUUCAGGGCUAUACAUGGGGUGCAAAUCCAGUCAUACCAGAACAUGGUGACGGUAGUGCUGUCCCUAUAUUACAUGUAUUCUAGCAAGACGUUG
Hypoxylon fragiforme is the source of this 512-nucleotide messenger RNA. RefSeq lists its product as uncharacterized. The coding region runs from base 76 to 411 and encodes 111 amino acids. The record is from RefSeq and is a predicted model, not a curated record. Lineage: Eukaryota; Fungi; Ascomycota; Sordariomycetes; Xylariales; Hypoxylaceae. The transcript has a single exon.